Pogoniulus pusillus (Red-fronted tinkerbird) is the source of this 4373-nucleotide messenger RNA. RefSeq names its product oocyte zinc finger protein XlCOF26-like. The record is from RefSeq and is a predicted model, not a curated record. The transcript is spliced from 3 exons. Bases 2278 to 3381 code for a protein of 367 amino acids. NCBI's taxonomy places the organism in Eukaryota, Metazoa, Chordata, Aves, Piciformes, Lybiidae. Gene Ontology annotation, biological process: regulation of DNA-templated transcription.
GGGCUGCUCCGGGAGCGGGUCUCGGCGGCGGGAGCGGCCGAGCGGUGCCACAGUGGCGUCGGUUGGCUGCUGAUGGGGAUCUCUCGCAGCGUGCGGAUGGCGCUGGGCUGCGUGCAGGAGGGACCUGCUGCAGGAGUGCCUCUGGUGAGGCCAGGGGGAUGCGGCUCAACCAGACCGAGCGCUGGACCUUUCCGCCGGGUCACACCAGGCGAGGGGCAGAGCUGCUGCAAACUGCCCAGGGGCGAAGGGUCUGGGGGGUCUGACACAGCAGCUGGAGAUGACGCGGUGUGUGCCCAAGAAGGCCACCAGCAUCCUGGCCUGGGUCGGCACAAAUGUGGCCAGCAGGACCAGGACUGGGAUUGUCUCCCUGGGUUGGGCACUGGUAAAACCACCCCUCAAAUCCCGGGUUCAGUUUUGGGCCCCAAGAAGGACCUCGAGGCGCUGAGGAGCUGGAGUGUGUCCGGACCAGGGCAUCGCGUGUGGACCCCAGGGUCAGCGAGCAAAGAGUGAUGCAGAACAUCACAGGAGAAGGAAGUCAGGGAGAUUGUUACCGAGGACCCUGAAGUUCACCGGAGGCUGGGAACGUGCAUGUGCAAGAGACAUGUGCAUGGCUGGGCAUGAACUCCAGAGGGCUGCUGAGUGUGUGAACCCCUGCCCGGACAUUCGGGGAUCUGUGCUCUCUGCAAGAUGCUGGCUCGGGCGCCCGUGUGGGCAGUGACCCCCUGCGUGCCUGCCUGCACCUGAAAAGAAUGUUCACUCCUCCGAGACAGAAGCGGCGCCGGGGAGCUCAGCUGCCCCUUCGGCGAGAGCCUCCAGCUCAAACCGUUCCGCCAUUCUCUGACAGUGGCCGCGCCAGAGCUGUUUCGCCCUCCCGCGCUGCCUGCACCCGGCUGCUCUGCAGCGCCUCGCCGGGCACGGCCGCCCCAGCAGCCAGCCGCGGAGCGCCGGGAGCGGCCGAAAGGGCCUGCCAGGCGCCGCCGUUUCCCGGAGCCGCCUCCGGCUGACAUACCCGGGGCCGAGCUCUGUUUUUCUGCCCCUCACGGAAACGCCGAGUGGAACUUCAGUUCCGGGCAGAAUCCCACCCCCCCCUCAUCCAGUGUGACUCGCUUCGUCGCGCCCGGUUCCCCAUCUCGUGGUGUCUGGAUACACCGGGAACACCUCCCGGGCACCCGUGAAGCGCAGUUGGCUCCCCGCGGCGUUCUGCGUGUGGAACGGGCACUGCGGCGGCGCCGGGCAGGCGAGAGGUCAGCAGGCAGAGUCACCAGGGAAUAGUUGGGAGGGACAUUUAAAGCUCGCCCAGUCCAGCCCCCUGCAGUCAGCAGGGGUAUCUGCGAUUGGAACCGGAUCCUCAGAGCCCCGAACAACCUGACCUGCAAUGGCCCCAGGGGUCUCACCGCUAUGGGCAACCUGGGACACAGCCUCACCACGCUCAGCAUCAAAAAAUUCUCCCACGUCUUCAGCCUGAACCUCCCUUUAUUAUUCUGGAACCACCACGCCUUGUCCUGUCACAGCAGGCCCUGCUAGAGGUCUGUCCCCAGCUUUCUGUCUGUCCCUUCAAACACCGAAGGGCCACCAGAAGGUCUCCCUGGAGCCUUCUCUCUCCCUCAGCCUGGAGCCCUUAGAUCAUCUUUGUGGCCUUCUCUGGCCCCGCUCCAUCACCUGGGGUAGCUCCUACAUUCCCACGGGGCAGUGCCAGUUGCCACGGACUGCAGCUCCACAUUCCUGCCCUGAUGCGCCAAAGGCAGCUGCCCUGUCCUGACCCGUCCUCGUCCCCAGAGCUCCAUCACGCUCUUGGCUUCUAUUUCGCAUGAGCUGCGAGAACUCAUCCCGAGGGUGAGCAACACCUGGGGCUGAUGCUCUCCGUGGUCCCUGGCGCCUGGAUGCCUACCCUUACUCCUGGCUGGUACUCCUCAUGUGCGCUAUGCUCGGUGCCCGGCGCUAAUGCUUCCCUUCAUUCCCUGUACCGGGGCUGGGUGCUCCCUGGGAUUCCCGGUGCCGCGAGCGUGAUGCUGCCGGUAGCGGAUACUCCCCGGACCCGGUGCCGGGCCCGCACCGCGCCGUGAUGCCGCUGCCCGCCGCGAUCCCUCCCGCAGCUGCGUUCCCUCCGCUUCCGCCGCGAUCCCUCCCGCAGCUGCGUUCCCUCCGCUUCCGCCGCGAUCCCUCCCCUCGGCUUCCAUCCCGCCCCCAGCCGUGCUUUUGAGGGCCUUCCGCUGGCGCCAAAGCGGCUCUGCUUGCUGGACCUUUCUUGCCUCGGCUCCGCCGCUAGCCCCGGCGGACAUGCAGCGAGCCGCGGUGAUGUUCGAGGACGUGGCCAUUUAUUUCUCCCCCGAGGAGUGGGUGGAGCUGGAGGCUUGGCAGAGGGAGCUCUACCAGGAGGUGAUGAUGGACAACUAUGACCUGGUCGCUAGCCUGGUUUCCUGGGGCUGGACAGGUGGCAAAGACUUGUCUGAGGAUGCUGACAGAGGACGCUGGGCACUGGGUGCAUUGCCAGCCGUGGUGGCUGAGGACUCGUACCACACACUUUGGUGCAAUGCCGAGCUGAGGACCUGGAGUGGAAACCUCUGGGGGGAGCAGCCCGUGGCGGAGAGCAGGAGUCUGCUCAUCUGCGGCAUUUGUGGGAAGAACUUUGAGGAUGAGGCCAGUCUGAGGGCACACCAGGACGAGUCUUCGCACCUGUCACUCUCCUACCAGUGCAGCACAUGCGGCAAAGCUUUCCGGUACCGCCAAAACCUCCUGACGCACAAGAAGGUCCGGGGUUGGUUCCGGCACACCUGCAGCGAGUGUAGCAGGACCUUCUGCCUGAAAGGCGACCUGCUGCGGCACCGGGCGAGCCACGGCAACGAGGGCAACUACUGCUGCCCGCUCUGCAGCGACCGCUUCCUCCACAAGCGGGACCUGCUGACGCACCUCAAAGAACACGCCAGUGGCACCAUCCAACAGUAUCCUCGCUGUGCAAAUCACUUUGAGGAUGAAGCCAGAGUGAGCCAUCCCUGCCCCACCGAGGAGCAGCCCUUCGUGUGCCGGCGCUGCGGGCGCGGCUUCAGCUGGAAGGAGAGCCUGCUCAUCCACCAGCGCAGCCACGCGCCCGAGCGCUCGCACCGCUGCCCCGACUGCGGCCGCAGCUUCAGCCGCAGAGUCAACCUGCUGGGCCACCAGCGGGUGCACACGGGGGAGCGGCCCUUCGCCUGCCCGCUCUGCAGCAAGGCCUUCGCCAACAAGGCCAACCUCAUCACCCACAAGAAGCUCCACCGGCGAUACAAGACCUUUGGCUGUGGCCAGUGUCGCCUGGGUUUCAGGUCCAAAGGCGACCUGCAGCUGCACCUCCAGGUGCACAGGGACAGUGCUGGAGGGACUCCUGUGAACGGUGCCUGCCAGGAGUAGCUGUUGCUGCUCUGGAGCAUGGCAGUGGCAUUGUUUUGCCCCACCACGGGAGAUGAUUUUGCUGGUGCUGCUGUCCUGAGGCUUGGCCUGCAGAGUCUGUAAGGGAAAGACUGUGUCUGUGUGGGCUCCAAUAAAGCUUUGGAUGCUCCUUCUUAGAGUGUUUUUCUGGAGAUACCGGCUGCCAAGGUGGCCACCAACAGCCUGGCUUGGAUCAGCACCAGUGAAGCAGCAGGACCGGGGGCAGGGAUUGUCACAUUGGACUGGGCACUGGCAAGGCCACACCUUGAAUCCUGGGGUCAGUUUUGGGCUCCAUAUGCCAAGAUGGACGUUGAAGUACUGGAGCAGGUUCACAACCUCUGGACAGCCUGCUCCAGGGCUUCAGCUCCCUCACACCAAAGAAGUUUCUUCUACUUGGGUGGAACCUUCUUAGUUCUAGUUUCUGCCCAUUGCCCCUUGUCCUGUUUCUGGGUACCACUGACAAGGUCUGGCCCCACCCUUUUGCUCCUUACGAGUCCCUUCUGGGUCUGCUGCAGGCUCUACAGCCGCAGGACUCUCAGCCUUUCCUCCUCACAGAGAUGCUCUAGGCCCCUCAGCAGCUUUACAGCACCCACUGGACUCUCUCUUGUAGUCUUGUAGUUCAUUUUCUCUCUUAAACUGGGAAGCUGGGAACUGAGCCUGUGGCCUCACUGUGGGAGAGCAGAAGGGAAGGAGAACCUUUUACUCCAGUGGUGCACAAAAAAGGUGCCAGGAAGCUGGCACAACUGGUUACAGCCAGGUAGGGUAUUCAUAUUAACCAGGAUACAUAAACCUUUCUAUUUGCUAUCUAAGCACAUUCCAUUGGAAUGUUCAUCUUCAUCUAAAGGCACCAUGGGCCGUGCUGUGCCUGCUCUGAGAGGGUUGGUCUUGGGGACAAAGAGCUUCUUAGCUCGAGAUGUGUGUUUUAGUACUACACAGAUGUGGUUAACGAGUAAAGUUCACUCAUGAGAAACAUA